AACAUUGGGAGGGACUUUUUUAUCGCUAAGUUGUAUGCGGCAAAGCCAACUAACGCAAGUACAGCGGGAAGAGUGACAUACUAUGAAAAUGGAACUUAUAGCAUCCGUUUUGUUUUAAGCUGGUCCGGAACCAUAUCACUAUCAGUCACACUUAUACAUCCAAGUGAGGCUGUGCAAGUUCUCAGGAGAAUUCGUGACUCAUUUUCAUACAGGAGAAUCAUGUCAUGUAACUUUGUUGACACCAGCUCAUCAGAAAGCACAGAUUGCAGUCACUCUCUUACCCCAGAAAAUGUAUAUCGUAAAGGUUUCUGCAAUUUCUCUAAACCAGUUGUAAAUGGCACAUGGUACUGCGGAAGGCCAAAAAGUGUUUCUUGUGAUUCUCUAUCACAAUGCCAACGAAACAGCCAAGCGACUGCCAAGAUUCAUGGGGAGAUGCUUACACCAAACGAAAAACUACUUUUCACAAGCUCACUUGUAAAUCAAGAAGUUCCCAACAACAUCAAACUUAUCGUGACAGCCAAUCGUAACAAGAAUCGAGUAACUGACAGAUCACUACCUCAAUGUGGUCCGAACUUGCCAGAAACAAAGUCUGAGGGUUACUGGUACGGUGGAAUGUGGCAUUCUAGCAGGUGUUGUUCUCGCACAUUUCAAGUACCAGAUGUGUACAAAUGCUUUGAGAGCAAAACCAUAUUUCUUCAAGAGAUUCUACUGUUCGUCAAUGGUACCUUUUCCUUCGUGACCUUGCCAAUGGGACUAUUAUCAAACUUCCAAGCAGAACAUCAGAAGGUCCAGAAAUGGCUGCCAACUAUGCCAAAAAUAUAAUUGCAUUUUCGCUUUCAUCACCUACCAAAGAGACAUUGGACUGUCAGGGUCAAGUCUAGUGUCUGCCAUGAAGGACAGAUCAUUCUGGAAAACUUGUGCUUUGGACUGUGCCUCACCGGUGUAAAACCGGAUGAAUUAUGUAUGUAUGUAUGUAUGUACCUACCUCUCAAUAGACCUUACCUUUUCAAGGCAGGCCGUCUUCACUAUGUUGCUGAUGACAUUGACAUGAUUGCUGGUGGACGUGAUACUUUUAUUGUUUUGGGAUUAUGGGCUCAUUUUGCUGCUGAAUCAAUAGACAUUUUCCGCUCAAGGCUUUACGGGAUUCUUCAUGCAAUAAUACGUUUGCAUCGUCGUAGCCCAGAGACGAAGGUGAUUUGGCGAAAAAGUAACACUAGAGAACAUAUUAAUAUACAUCAUUUCUUAGAAAAUAGUGACAGGUUUUCCUACCAAUUACUGCAAGAGACGAAGAUAAUUCUUGGAGAUCUAAAAGUAGCAAUAGUAGAUGUUUGGGAGAUGUCUGUGUGUCAAUGGCAUAAACAUCACUGUCAUCCCCCAGUGGAUGUAAUUAAGAAUCAUAUUGAUCUACUAUUAUCGUUCGUAUGUUAAAUUUCAGUUAUAGGUAACGUUUAGGGCUGCCAUGAUUUCUCUUAUGUCCCCUAACUUGAAGUUUUCUUUUUUUUUAGUUUGUUUCUGGUGUUUUAUGUUCAACUUUAUGAACAUACUAAUCUUAUCGUAUGGAGUCAAAACUGACCCCAGAACGUUUUGUAAAAAUACAAUUUUCUGUGAUUCUUUUUGUGGUUUGUUCAUAUGUGUAGUUUCAUUAAUAUAUGUGGGACGGUUUGAAA
Messenger RNA from Branchiostoma floridae (Florida lancelet), 1667 nucleotides. RefSeq names its product NXPE family member 3-like. NCBI's taxonomy places the organism in Eukaryota, Metazoa, Chordata, Leptocardii, Amphioxiformes, Branchiostomatidae. The record is from RefSeq and is a predicted model, not a curated record.